AUGGGACUCCUCCAGGUCCUCGUCCUCCAGCUCCUCCUGGUCCCUGCUUUAUCGCUGACGGAGCCCAUUCAUGACUUCUGGGGAGAGUUUGGAGUCUACGGCCCCUGCAGUCGGACCUGUGGCUCCGGGGUCUCCAUGAGAACCAGGAAAUGCAUCACGUCCAGGCUAGCACUCCCUAUCUGUCGUCAUUCCAGAACGGACGGAGGACACAACUGUUUAGGAUCCUCCAAGUCGUACCGCAUCUGCAACACUCAGGAGUGUCCAGUUGGUUCCAGAGACUUCCGUGAGGAGCAGUGUUCUCAGUUUGACCGUUCAGACUUUCAGGGAAAACACCACACAUGGGUCCCAUACUAUGGAGCUCAGAACCCGUGUGAGCUGCUGUGUGUGCCGCGGGGACAGGACUUCUCCUACAGACACAGCUCUACGGUGGUGGACGGGACACGGUGCUACACGGGACGCAACGACAUCUGCAUCCACGGCGUCUGCAGGACCUACAUCCGUGGGGAGAUCAUGGGUCUGGAUGAGGACCCGCCCCAGGCCUCGGUUCCGGUGGUGGUCUCUCCUCACCCCACACAGGUCCACAGCUACACCUACAGAGCGGGCGUGUACGGGGCCUGCACUGCCUCUUGUGGCGGGGGCAUGCAGUACCGCCCGGUGGACUGCUGGGUCCAGGAGCCAGGGGCGCCCCGUGUGGUGGAGGAGGUGUACUGCAUCACACAGCGGCUGCAGAGACCAGCGAGUCAACAGGCCUGCAACAUGCACCAGUGCAGCGCAGAGUACAGCGUGUCCAGCUUCAGUGCGUGUUCGGUGACGUGUGGGGAGGGGCAGCAGAGGCGGGAGGUGCACUGUGUGGGAUCCUCAGGUGAGCGGCUUCCGGAACAUUCCUGCAGCUCUGUCCCGCGGCCGGAGUCUUCUCGUGUGUGUCGCAGACCCGCCUGUCGCACACACACCCUCUGGCACGUCACCGACUACGGCCUGUGUACGCGCAGCUGUGGGGGAGGCGUGAGGGAGAGGAGGGUGGGCUGCCUGGACACGGACCUGAACCCCCACCCAGAGGCUCAGUGUGGACCAGAGACCAGACCCCAGACUGUGGAGACCUGCAACAGCCAGCCCUGCCCCGGGCCUCAGAGGGUCCCGAGUGUCCAGGACCCUCGCUCUCAUGAGACCACCAUGAGAGGGUUCGUGCCCCACGUCCCCGAGGACCCCACAGCUUCCAGGCCUGAGGGGGUCCCCCGUUGUGCUCAGACCUAUUACGGCUGCUGUCCUGACGGUGUGUCCCCCGCCACGGGCCCCAGGUCCCAGGGCUGUCACCGUGACGACUGCGUGACCUCCAGAUACGGCUGCUGUCUGGACGGACUGACCCCAGCUCUGGGUUUUGGUCGAGCCGGAUGCCCCGAGUACCAGGCCCCAGAGCUGCCGCCCGUGCCACCGCGGCCCGUGGCGCCCUCCUACGACGUCUGCGCUCUCCCUCGUGACGAAGGCCCCUGCGACACCUGGAAAGUGCGCUUCUACUUCGACGCCGCCGCCGGAAAAUGCGUUGACUUCUGGUACGGCAGCUGCCACGGCAACGACAACAACUUCCCGAGCCUGGAGGCGUGUCAGAGACAGUGUGGGCACCUGAGGAGAGAGACCCCGGCCGGUCGCAGGGUCUCUCCCCGGGUCACGGCCGGGCGGGCUCAGGCGUGA
Knipowitschia caucasica is the source of this 1686-nucleotide messenger RNA. Lineage: Eukaryota; Metazoa; Chordata; Actinopteri; Gobiiformes; Gobiidae. The record is from the annotation of a GenBank genome assembly.